AUGACCACACCGCCAGCACCAGGCAAGGAGCCUCCCAUGGUCUCCAACGCAGCGUUCGUGGACGACACAAACUUCUUCGCCCCUUCAAACCCCAACUUGGAACGGAUCACCGAUGUGUCGAGCGAGUUCUUUAGGAUACGCAGGAUCGAGAUCAACGGGAAGAAGACAGAGUUACUGGCAAUCAACCCAACACACAAUGGCACGAUUACCUACGGAGGAAGUCAAAUCAAGCCACAGGACAAAAGCAAGGCAUCAAGAAUCCUGGAGGUGUGA
Linnemannia hyalina is the source of this 273-nucleotide messenger RNA. The record is from the annotation of a GenBank genome assembly. NCBI's taxonomy places the organism in Eukaryota, Fungi, Mortierellomycota, Mortierellomycetes, Mortierellales, Mortierellaceae.